UUCUUGGCUGCCCCAGGCAAUUCCAUCCCGAGGGAGUCAGUGGCAGAGUUCGGUGCUGGCGUUCAGAGCGUCUCUCCCCAUGAGAGCACAACCAAAGAAGAAGAAGAAAGUGGAUGUGAAGAGAGAGCAAGCACAGAAGGAUCGUAUGAAAAAAAGGAUUAAAAAGUUGGAAAAGGCUGCCCCAGAAUUGAUUCCAAUUGAGGAUUUUAUACCACCAGUGAAGUACUCAGAUAGCAACAGGGUGCGAAGUCUUCCCGAUCUGUCACCUGAGGAGACUGAAAGGAGAGUUUUACUUCUGAAAAAGUGGUGUCUGUUUAAGCAGAAACAAGAUAAUGCAGAAAAGAAAGCAAUUCAGACCAUGGUAGAAGCUCAGCAAGAGGCACUAAGGGAACUGCGCCUUGAAUCAGAGGAGUUGUAUCAAGCAGCAAUCAGACGAGAUGAGGGGCUUUUCCCCUUUGAGAGAGAUGGACCCUGUUACACCCCACCGCUCCCUGGGUACGAUCCUCCUGAAGGAAAAUGCAUUGAUAUCACCAAAGUGUAUACACAGUGA
Molecule: messenger RNA, 550 nt
Organism: Nestor notabilis (Kea)
Lineage: Eukaryota; Metazoa; Chordata; Aves; Psittaciformes; Psittacidae
Gene: MRPL40
Product: mitochondrial ribosomal protein L40
Exons: 3
Cellular component (GO): mitochondrial large ribosomal subunit; mitochondrial ribosome
Source: RefSeq, a predicted model, not a curated record